Messenger RNA from Dunckerocampus dactyliophorus (ringed pipefish), 2657 nucleotides. RefSeq names its product armadillo repeat containing 8 (gene armc8). Gene Ontology annotation, biological process: proteasome-mediated ubiquitin-dependent protein catabolic process. The transcript has 22 exons. The coding region runs from base 235 to 2256 and encodes 673 amino acids. NCBI's taxonomy places the organism in Eukaryota, Metazoa, Chordata, Actinopteri, Syngnathiformes, Syngnathidae. Gene Ontology annotation, molecular function: protein binding. Gene Ontology annotation, cellular component: GID complex. The record is from RefSeq and is a predicted model, not a curated record.
UCCACUGCCUGUCAGGCAACAAGCUAAGUGAGCAGUGUUACUUUGAAGCCUCGCAAUUACAUUUCUGCCCGCAGCGAUAUAGUGCACACGUUUUAAAACGAAUUAAAUUCACAACUUAAGAGUCGCUUGAUUCAACAGCAUUUUUCUUUUUAAAAAAGCCGCUUAAAGCUGCUCUGGGGGCGGAGUGUCUGCAAAGUGUUGCGCCGAUUGGGGCGCUCCAUCGGGGGACGAGAGAUGGCGUGCUUGUUGGAGGCCCCUCUCCGCAUCAGUGUGCUGUCUGAAGUCACUGCCACAAGUCGCCAUUAUGUGGACCGCCUGUUCGACCCCGACCCACAGAAAGUCCUGCAGGGAGUCAUAGACAUGAAGAAUGCUGUAAUUGGCAACAAUAAGCAGAAAGCCAAUCUUAUCGUCCUGGGAGCUGUGCCGAGGUUACUGUACCUUCUCCAGCAGAGCUCGUCCAGCCUGGAGCUGAGGACAGAGUGCGCAGUGGUCCUGGGCAGUCUCGCCAUGGGCACGGAGAACAACAUAAAGUCCCUGGUGGACUGCCACAUCAUCCCUGCCCUUCUUCAAGGUUUGCUGUGUCCUGACCUGAUUUUCAUUGAGGCUUGUCUUCGAUGUCUCAGAACAGUCUUCAUCAGUCCGGUCACACCUGUGCAGCUGCUCUACACUGACCCCACUGUGAUCCCGCAUUUAAUGUCUCUACUGAGCAGCUCACACAGGACGCAAGAGUACACCACGCAGAUCUUCUCCCACUGUUGUAAGACACCAGAGCACCAGACAGUUCUGUUCAACCACGGCGCCAUUCAGAACAUUGCCCCAUUGUUAAUAUCACCCUCUUAUAAGGUGCGGAUGCAAGCAUUAAAAUGUUUCUCAGUGUUGGCGUAUGAGAACACUCAGGUCUCCAUGACGCUGGUAAAUGUGCUGGUGGAAGGCGAGCUGCUCUCUCAGGUAUUUGUUCAAAUGAUGCAAAGGGAUCAGCCCAUUGAAAUGCAGCUAACGGCUGCCAAGUGUCUCACGUACAUGUGUCGAGCUGGUGCCAUCAGGACAGACGACAGCUGCAUCGUGCUAAAGACGUUGCCAUGCCUGGUGCGCAUGUGCAGCAAGGAGCACUUGCUAGAGGAACGCGUUGAGGGAGCAGAGACGCUGGCCUUCCUCAUGGAGCCCGACGUUGAGCUACAGAGGAUCGCCAGCACCACCGACCACCUGGUGGCCAUGUUGGCUGACUACUUCAAAUACCCUAGUUCUGUGUCGGCCAUCGCUGAUAUCAAAAGGCUGGACCAUGACCUUAAGCACGCACACGAGCUGAGACAAGCCGCUUUCAAACUUUAUGCCUCGCUGGGCUCCAACGACGAGGACAUCCGCAAGAAGAUUACAGAGACAGAGAACAUGAUGGACAGGAUAGUCAGCGGCCUGUCAGAGUCCAGCAUUAAAGUUCGCUUAGCCGCUGUCAGAUGUCUACAUAGUCUCUCAAGGUCUGUGCAGCAGCUGAGGACCAGCUUCCACGACCAUGCUGUGUGGAAGCCUCUCAUGAAGCUGUUGCAGAAUGCUCCUGAUGAAGUUCUGGUCAUGGCGUCGUCCACACUAUGCAACCUCCUGCUGGAGUUCUCGCCCAGCAAAGAGCCCAUCCUAGAAUCAGGGGUGAUUGAACUACUAUGCAGUCUGACUCAAAGCGAGAGUCCUGCACUAAGGGUCAACGGGAUCUGGGCCCUCAUGAAUAUGGCGUUCCAGGCUGACCAGAAGGUAAAGGUAGAGAUCGUUCAGUGUUUGGGCACGGAGCAGCUCUUUCGUUUACUGUCCGACCCAGACGCUAACGUGCUGAUGAAGACGCUGGGUUUGCUACGGAAUGUUCUGUCCACGCGACCUCACAUUGAUCAGAUCAUGAGCUCCCACGGCAAGCAGAUCAUGCAGGCAGUCACGCUCAUCCUGGAGGCGGAGCACAGCGUGGAGGUCAAAGAGCAGACGCUGUGCAUUCUGGCCAACAUCGCUGACGGCAACACAGCCAAGGAGCUCAUCAUGACCAACGAUGACAUGCUGCAGAAAAUCAAAUACUACAUGGGUCACUCCAGUGUAAAGUUGCAGUUGGCCGCCACCUUCUGCAUCUCCAACCUCAUCUGGAACGAGGAGGACGGUUCUCAGGAGCGUCAGGACAAGCUGCGGGAGUUGGGCUUUGUGGAUAUAUUGCACAAACUCUCACAGGCUUCAGACACCAACCUCAGCGACCGGGCCAAGACGGCGAUGCAGCAGUACCUGGCGUGACCACAGGGAGGAGCUGACAACCUUCACUCACUGGAGGACGUGCUGUAUUGUUUGGCUUUUUUUGGGUUGCACAAAAGACAUCUUUUUUGGUUCUCUUUUUUUUUUUUUUAAAGAUACAGACCUCCCUUGCAGUCAUGAACGGUUUUGGACACAUUCACUGUCUUGAAGUGAUGUUCACAAUGAAGUGAGGUUUGUAGCGUUGUGAUGUGACCGUUGAGGAAAGUGGAUUACCUUUCCUCUUGUUAUUUUUACAUUUUUGUGAUUCAGGAUGGGACGUUUUUUCUCCUCAAGGAUACCUUUAGAAGAUAAACACAGAGACGGCUUAUUUUGAAAUGUGGUUGUUUUCAUUAUUGUGGAUACAUACCUCGUAAAUAUAUAAAUAUAUAUAUAUAUAUAUAUGA